AUGAACAAGAAAAGAGAAGAAACUUUACAAAACUUGAAGGAAUAUUGGAAAUAUUUAAUAAUUAUUCAUCAUUCUAAAAUGAUGAAAAGGAAACGUGUUACUGAAUUAUUUAAUUCCAUUCCUACAUUGGAAAUGAAAAGACAAUUUAUAUUAGGAUAUGUCAUGAGAGAUUGCGGCUUUAUAUAUGGUAACUCAUUUGAAAAGGAUGAAGAUUUUAUGAUUCAAGUUUUGAGGAAUAAGAAGGGAAAGAUUUUUUUCCAAGGUGAUUUGUGGAAAGCAAAGACCUUUGUUUCUAAAGCUGUUAAAUAUUAUAGAGAUGCUCUAAAGUUUGCUUUAUGUACUAUUGAUUCAGAAAUAAUUUCAUCAUCUCUUGAGUUUAAACCUAAUUCUCUUCAGCAUUGUAAGAGAGGUAUUAGAAAUGAUAAGGAAAUAGUGAUGAAAUCUUUAGGGAAAAACUAUGGAACUAUUAUGUUUGUUGGAGAAAGUCUAUUAGAUGAUAUUGAUAUAUUGAGGAAAUGCUUAUCAAAGAGCAAAAAUUUAAAAACCUUGAAAUAUUCGAUGACUGAAACACUGUUAAUGAAAGAAAUUGUGAAAAGAUAG
Molecule: messenger RNA, 600 nt
Organism: Naegleria gruberi
Lineage: Eukaryota; Heterolobosea; Eutetramitea; Acrasida; Naegleriidae
Exons: 1
Coding region: 1-600 (199 amino acids)
Source: RefSeq, a predicted model, not a curated record